Messenger RNA from Jaculus jaculus (lesser Egyptian jerboa), 3996 nucleotides. RefSeq names its product epithelial splicing regulatory protein 1 (gene Esrp1). Gene Ontology annotation, biological process: regulation of RNA splicing. Bases 313 to 2358 code for a protein of 681 amino acids. Lineage: Eukaryota; Metazoa; Chordata; Mammalia; Rodentia; Dipodidae. The transcript is spliced from 17 exons. Gene Ontology annotation, molecular function: mRNA binding. The record is from RefSeq and is a predicted model, not a curated record. Gene Ontology annotation, cellular component: nucleoplasm; ribonucleoprotein complex.
GGGCGGGCAGGUAGAGCCACAUCCCAAAACAGAAAAGCUUUCAGCCAUUGCGCGCGCCUCCCGGGGGUGCAGCCGUACUCCUGGCUCCUCCGUGGACGCCCGGGUGAUUGAAUAGGAAAGAGGGCCGGCCUCGUCUCCUUCUCCUCCUCUCUUUCGCCUAUCCUGUCCUCUUCUCCUGCCCUGGGCGCGGAGCCCCGGCCGGCCAGGAGAGGGUCUCAGCGCACGUUUCCUCGUUCUCUUCCCCACCCCACUCCCCCUACCCACCUCUUCGCCUCCCGACCCCGGUCCUCCUCCCCCUCCCCACCUACCGUCAUGACGGCGUCUCCGGAUUACUUGGUGGUGCUUUUUGGGAUCACCGCUGGGGCCACCGGAGCCAAGCUGGGCUCAGAUGAGAAGGAGCUGAUCUUGCUGUUGUGGAAAGUCGUGGAUCUGGCCAACAAGAAGGUGGGACAGUUGCACGAAGUUCUCGUUAGACCGGAUCAGUUGGAACUGACGGAGGAUUGCAAAGAAGAAACGAAAAUAGACGCCGAAAGCCUGACUUCCGCGCCGCAGCUGGACCAAGCCCUCCGACAGUUUAACCAGUCAGUGAGCAAUGAACUGAAUAUUGGGGUAGGGACUUCCUUCUGUCUCUGUACUGACGGGCAGCAUCAUGUUAGGCAAAUCUUGCAUCCCGAGGCUUCCAAGAAGAAUGUAUUACUACCUGAAUGCUUCUAUUCCUUUUUUGAUCUUCGAAAAGAAUUCAAGAAAUGUUGCCCUGGCUCACCUGAUAUUGACAAACUGGAUGUUGCAGCAAUGGCCGAGUUUCUCAACUUUGAGAAGAGCAGUUCAGUCUCCCGAUACGGAGCCUGUCAAGUUGAAGACAUGGGUGACAUAAUUUUAGCAAUGAUUUCAGAGCCUUACAAUCACAGGUUUUCAGAUCCAGAGAGAGUAAACUACAAAUUUGAAAGUGGCACUUGCAGCAAGAUGGAACUUAUUGACGACAACACCGUGGUCCGGGCACGAGGUUUACCGUGGCAGUCCUCAGAUCAAGACAUUGCAAGGUUCUUCAAAGGACUCAAUAUUGCCAAGGGAGGUGCAGCACUUUGUCUGAAUGCUCAGGGUCGGAGGAAUGGAGAAGCACUAGUUAGGUUUGUAAGUGAGGAGCACAGAGACCUAGCACUCCAGAGGCACAAACAUCACAUGGGGACCCGGUACAUUGAGGUUUACAAAGCAACAGGUGAAGAUUUUCUUAAAAUUGCUGGUGGGACUUCCAAUGAGGUAGCUCAGUUUCUCUCCAAGGAAAAUCAAGUCAUUGUCCGCAUGCGGGGGCUGCCUUUCACAGCCACAGCUGAAGAAGUGGUGGCCUUCUUUGGACAACAUUGCCCUAUCACAGGGGGGAAGGACGGCAUCCUCUUUGUCACCUACCCAGAUGGCAGGCCAACAGGGGAUGCUUUUGUACUCUUCGCUUGUGAGGAGUAUGCGCAGAAUGCUUUGAGGAAGCAUAAGGACUUGUUGGGUAAAAGAUACAUCGAGCUCUUCAGGAGUACAGCAGCUGAAGUUCAACAGGUGCUGAACCGGUUCUCCUCGGCCCCUCUUAUUCCACUUCCAACCCCUCCCAUUAUUCCAGUACUACCUCAGCAAUUUGUGCCCCCUACAAAUGUCAGAGACUGUAUACGUCUUCGAGGUCUUCCCUAUGCUGCCACAAUAGAGGACAUCCUGGACUUCCUGGGGGAGUUUUCAACAGAUAUUCGUACACAUGGGGUUCACAUGGUAUUGAAUCACCAGGGACGCCCAUCAGGAGAUGCCUUUAUCCAGAUGAAGUCUGCAGACAGAGCAUUUUUGGCUGCGCAGAAGUAUCAUAAAAAAACCAUGAAGGACAGAUAUGUUGAAGUCUUUCAGUGUUCAGCUGAGGAGAUGAACUUUGUGUUAAUGGGGGGAACUUUAAAUCGAAAUGGCUUAUCCCCACCGCCAUGUAAGUUACCAUGCCUGUCUCCUCCCUCCUACACAUUCCCAGCCCCUACAGCAGUGAUUCCUACUGAAGCUGCCAUUUAUCAGCCCUCUGUUCUCCUUAAUCCACGGGCACUACAGCCCUCCACCGCGUACUAUCCUGCAGGCACUCAGCUCUUCAUGAACUACACAGCGUACUAUCCCAGCCCCCCAGGUUCGCCCAAUAGUCUUGGCUACUUCCCUACAGCUGCUAAUCUUAGCGGUGUCCCACCACAGCCUGGCACGGUGGUCAGAAUGCAGGGCUUGGCCUACAAUACUGGAGUUAAGGAAAUUCUUAACUUCUUCCAAGGUUACCAGUAUGCAGCCGAGGAUGGACUUGCACACACAAAUGACCAGGCCAGGACUCUACCCAAAGAAUGGGUUUGUAUUUAAGGGCCCCAGCAGUUAGACCAUCCUCAUAAAAAGAAGUGUUUGAAAGACGUAUGGUGAUCCUGAAGCUCUCAGACACAGGAGACUUCAAGCAAUUCAGGGGACAUGUGUCUACACUCAGGCUGCAGUAUUUUCAGCCAGCACGAUUGGGCAGUGAGCCUGUGCUGUAUCUUUUGGUGGAAUGAAAAAAUUGAGCCAGUGAAGCCAAAUCAUAAUAGCAAGCAGCAUGCACAUGCCUGGCUCCCUGCUGAUUGCAAAUAGACAUUUAAAAUGUGAAUUUGGAAUCAAAUGUCAUACUUCUAGCCAAAGUGGCACCAUAGGUGUUCCCUACAUGUAAGUUUUAGUUUGAAAAAUACUCCACUUGUGUCUACCAUCUCCACCAUAGAAGUUUAAUUUCUGGAUUUUCCUACUCUUUUCUUUCCAUUUCCCUGUCUUUGUCUAAUCAAUCCUUACUAGACAAUUUAAACGUUAGUCAUGAGAUCCUUAAAUCUCAAACUUAAGGAAUAAAAUAAAACAAUAUUUUCCAAACAUGAUAUUUUUCCAGUAAGCCAUAAAUGAUGCUUUACAGCUAAAAACAAUUAAAAAAAAAAAAAAAAAAACACCCAAGACAGGUUGGUCUGUGAGAGCUUGCGUAGGAUGCUAGAAGCCCAGGGUUAGUUCCCAGCACCUCCCCUUACCCCACACACAUGCCUGGGGGUAAUUUAGAAGAAAAGCAAACCCUCCUUAACACAUACCUUGGUCACAUCUUUUUCCCCAGCAGGCACCAUUUGUAAAUAAGAAUGAAGUAGGGGCCAAAAUGCAAAACCAAAAAAUGAAGCAGCUACAUGUAGAAAUUCUAACUUGAUCUAGAACUGAAUAUUGUGGCUUCGUAUGUAUUGUUUUAUAUUGUACUUUUUUCAUUGUUGAUGGUUCAGACUUUAAUAGACAUUCCAUAGGUUUUAAUACCACAAAAACAAGACUAUUGGAAAAGUGUAUUCUAGAAAGCAAUAUAUUAACUGAAGUGAAUGCCUGUAUAUACUAAGAUAGCCUUAACCCUUUUUCUCUAAUGCCUUAACUAUCAAAUCAAUAAACCUUUUAAAAGCUUAGGACAGUAGUCAGCAUCCUAGACUGGGAGGUAAACACUGAUGCAGUUAGAACAGUACUGACGCUGUGGUUAGCACUGUGAGUUUAGCCGUGUUUCUGCUACGAACGUGCAAUAUUAGACAGUAGCUAGCUAGUAGUGCUGCCUCCUAGAACCCUAAAGGGAAACGUGAUCAGAUUAAGUAAAUGCACAUAUUUCUUUGUUACUCGUGUCCUUUGCUUGGAUGCAAUGCCAUGCAGAUUUUUGUGGCUGCUAUUUUCAUUUAUUUUACAUUAUUUUAACACCUUGAAUGGAGAGUCAAACAUUGCCCUCCUUACCUAACCAUCAAUGGCCCUUUAACUGCAGUAGAAAGAAAAGGAAAACAAAAAAACAGCAUUUUGUCUGAAAAUUGGUAAGAACUAGCACUCAAGAUCAGAAAACAACAAUGUUCACUGUACUUGAUGCCUUAACUCUACCCAAAGCUCUGAAAGACUAAGAUAGGCGGUAAUACUUAUUGCAAUACUACUGAGUUUUUGUAGACUUGUUACAUUUGAUAAUAAAACUUGCCUGCUUAAUCUCAA